This is a messenger RNA of Electrophorus electricus (electric eel), 3196 nucleotides long. NCBI's taxonomy places the organism in Eukaryota, Metazoa, Chordata, Actinopteri, Gymnotiformes, Gymnotidae. The record is from RefSeq and is a predicted model, not a curated record.
ACGACGUUACGCGUCCCCGCAGCGUCAUGCAAAUGGAGAAGCGCCGUUCCGGGAGCGUAAAGACUGUAUGUGAAAUUUAGGUACAAGUAUGUCGAGAAGGACUUGCCUUACUUCAGCAGGACGUUCCUUCUUUGGGGGAAGGGCCACCUCCCUGGGGAGCAGCCCCAACAUCAGCUCCUCCUUGGACUCAAUGGGCUCUGGAGAUCACAAAGUCAUGCACCUCCAGCAGCUGCAGCACCAGGGGGCUUCUUCCCUGCUGCUGAGACAGGUCAUGAGGGCUGGGGUCAGAGGAGAGGGGCCUCCCCUUGUGGAGCAGUUGAAGGACCUGCAAAGGGAGAAUGAUUUGCUGAGGAGGGAGCUAGAUGUGAAAGACAGCAAACUGGGCUCCUCAGUCAACAGCAUCAAGAGUUUCUGGAGUCCUGAACUGAAGAAGGAACGAGGGAUGAGGAAAGAGGAGUUGGCCAAGUUGUCCAUACUGAAGGAGAAGAUGAAAAUAAUGGAUGAGGAGAAUAAGCACCUCCAGAUGACCAUCCAAGCUUUACAGGAGGAGCUCCACACGCAGAGGGACUUGAAUGAGCUCCUGCAGAAGGAGAACCAUGCAGGCCAACCAGGCUGCACUUCGAACCACUUCCCUGUGCUGGAGCUCACCGAGGACAACUUCCAACACCUGCAGGCUGAGCAUGAACGGCAGGCGAAGGAGCUCUCCCUUCUGAGAAAGACUCUGGAGGACAUGGAACGCCGCAUAAAUACCCAGAAGCAGACGGUCAGCGUCCGGGAUGAGUCUAUCAAGAGGCUGCUAGAGAUGCUUCAGAACAAGGGACUCACCAUGUCCAAACUGCUUGAUGAAGAGGGUCUAAGGGUUAAACAAGAGACUGAAGAGCGGCUAGGUCAUCCUAAGGAACUGUACCAGAGCAGCCAACAGAUAGACCCUGCCAAGACCAAGGCCUUGCAGACUACCAUUGACAUGAAGGGCAUAUCACCUGAUGCUAUUUGGCAGGACUCCAAAAUUGCCUCACUGGAGAGGAACAUCCGUGACCUGGAGGAUGAGAUCCAGAUGCUGAGGUCCAAUGGCCUCAUGAAUGCAGAUGACAAAGAUAAGGAGCUCAAACAGAUGGAAGUCUGCAAGAGCCACUCCGGGUUGUUGAAGAACAAGGAUAUGCCUCUGCCUCAUUUCUCUUUGGCAUCUCCACGAGUGAAUAGUCGCUUGUAUGACCAAACUUAUAUGCUCCCUCAGCAACACAAGAUGGAUCAGCUGAAACAGGAAUUAUCAAAAAAAGAAUCAGAAAUGUUGGCCCUACAGACUAAGCUAGAAACCAUGGCCAACCAGAAUUCUGAUUGCAAGCAACACAUUGAAGUCCUCAAAGAGUCCCUUUCAGCAAAGGAGCAAAGAGCCAGUAUCCUACAGUCAGAGGUUGAUGCCCUGCGCCUGCGCCUGGAGGAGAGGGAAACCUUCCUGAACAAGAAGAUCAAACAGCUGCAGGACAUAACUGACGAGAAGAGCACAAUGAGCGGAGAGAUGCACGACCUGAAGGAUAUGCUGGACGUUAAAGAGUGCAAGAUCAGUGUCCUGCAAAAGAAGAUUGAAAACCUACAGGAGCAAGUGAAGGAUAAGGAGAAGCAAAUGGAAAGUUUGAAGGAUAGGGUGACGUCUCUACAAAGUGACUCCAGCAACACAGAUGCAGCUUUCGCCACUCUUGAGGAGGCUCUUGUUGAGAAGGAUAAGGUGAUGGAGCAGCUGAAAGAACAGAGACAGAGAGAGAUGCAGGAGAUGCAGAUGGAAAUAGAGAUGUGUAAGACAGAGAAUAAGUUGCUGAAGGAGAAGAUUGCAUCUUUACAGUCUCAGCUCUUGGAAAAAGAGUCCUCUGUACUGGAACUCAGAGAGCGAAUCUCAUCUCUGACCUCCUCUGGCCUGCAGAAAGACACCAGGCUGCGAGCUCUGGAGAGUAGCCUGGAGCGGAGGGUGGAGGAGUGCAGCCGGCUGGAAAGCCAGCUGCAGAAGAAGGCCCUUGAAUCUGAAGAAGUGACUCGAAUGAACGUGGAGCUCUUAGAGAAGGUGAAAAGUUUAGAGAAAGAAGUGGCCCUCCAGAAAGACGAAUCCACGUCUAAGGCAGAGAUGGAACAGCUUCAGAGUGUCCACAAAGAGGUGGAGUCAGAGCAAACAAAGGAAAAGAUCCCUGAGCUGGAGAGGCAAGAAAAUCCCACCCCAUUAGCAGAAAUUAAACCAACUGAUGCAUUGCCACAGCCUCCCAUUAACCAGGUACCGGCUGACCAGAUACCAGUGCAGGUGCAGGCCGAGCAGGUACCAGUGCAGGUUCCAGCCGAGCAGGUACCAGUGCAGGUGCCAGCCGAGCAGGUACCAGUGCAGGUGCCAGCCGAGCAGGUACCAGUGCAGGUGCCAGCCGAGCAGGUACCAGUGCAGGUGCCAGCCGAGCAGGUACCAGUGCAAGUGCCAGCCGAGCAGAUGCAGGUGCCGGCCGAGCAAGUACCGGUGCCAGCUGAGCAGGUACCGGUGCAGGCCGAGCAGGUACUGGUGCAGGCCGAGCAGGUACCGGUGCAGGCUGAGCAGGUACCGGUGCAGGUGCAGGCCGAGCAGGUACCGGUGCAGGCCAAGCAGGUACCGGUGCAGGCCGAGCAGGUACCGGUGCAGGCGGCUGAGCAGGUACCGGUGCAGGUGCAGGCCGAGCAGGUACCGGUGCAGGCCAAGCAGGUACCGGUGCAGGCCGAGCAGGUACCGGUUCAGGCCGAGCAGGUACCAGUCCAGGUACCAGCUGAGGAGGUACCAGCAGAGCAGGUACCAGUGCAGGUGCCGGCCGAGCAGGUACUGAUGCUGGCUAAACAGGUACCGGUGCAGGCCGAGCCGGUACUGGUGCAGGCUGAGCAGGUACUGAUGCAGGUGCCGGCCGAGCAGGUACCGGCGCAGGUGCUGGCCAAGCAGCCGAAGUAUGUCCUUCAAGAGAGUACGACAACAUCAGCUCCCAUCAAGGCCACAGCUGUGCAGCAGGAGAAGGCGGCCACUGUAGCACUGACGCAGCGGGAGGAGCUUAUGUCAGCCUCGGAGAAGGCGCGCCAGGAGCUGGAUGUUACUAAGCAGCGGCUGUUCCUGGCACAGAGUUCCCUUGCUGACAGGGAAAACCAGCUCACCUGCAUGAAGCAGGAGCAGAAAAAGCAGCUGGAGGAGAUUCAAGAGUUAAAGUAA